AUGUCAGUCUUUUCGCGCAGACGCGAGAUGUGCGACUCGUGGGGCGUCGGCGGAGAAGGCGAGGCGUCUCCGACUGCUUCUCGCCGUCCGUCGCAUCCAAAGAAAGGUCGAAGUUCUGUCUGCAGUUCACCAAUUGCCUCCGCCUCUGGGUCUCCCUCCGGAGCACCGCCGAUGGCGUUCGGGCGGAACUCUGAGCCCCGGCGGAAGCCGAAGGAGGUGACAAAGCAGUUUGACCCAACGUGCUCCCAGUUGAAGGACACGGUCAUGGCUUUGGUGGAUUUUCAUCACAACACCUUGCCCGUCUGGGGAAAGCGGGUGGCAGGACUUGGUGGCAGUGUGCGUGACCUUUCUCUCGGUGAUGUAAACUUCUUGGAGCGAGCAUCCCAAAGAUUGGCGAUGUGCCUAGAUCAAAUUCAUGACACAAGAAGGAUACUGGAACCCUACCUCCAAGGACCAGCGGCCGUCUCCAAGUGGGGGAGAUAUGCGCAGAGAUUAUGUGGCUUGUUGCUAAGUGCCCAAAAGGCAGUGGAUGUCAUUCGGUCCCGUAUUGCGAGAUUGCUUUCCUUUAGUACUUUCCAUUCUUCUCCCGUCUCCACCUCGGCCCAGUGGGCCGUUACUGAUCGAUCCUCCGAGGUCAGGUCGACGCGAGCUAAGUCGCACAGCACCAAUCAUGACGGCUCUUUCCGCAGGCCCGCGUCCAAGGUGAGGGCUUCGUCCUACGAAUCAUCCUCUGUGGGUCGACAAAGCAACGUCGCCCUGUCGGAGCCUCCAACGUUUUGCUCAGAAUCCACUCACUGCUCUCUACUUCGAGGGCAAAGGUGCCUGCAGUCGUUAACGAUGCUCCCAGGUGAGAAACCUGUCCAUUCAGCUUCUUCUCAGAAGAAUGGGCGCAAAAAACACCAAAAACAAAAAAUUCCAUGUCGACAAGAUCGUGAAUGUUCACCUCCUGUUUAUCAACCUCUUUCAUUGGGUCAGGUCUCCUCAGAGCAUUUUUCGCACGGUUUGGGCAACGUGUCCUCACUGUAUUCAAGAUCUUUACAUGGCAAUGAGUCCGCCUCCGAAUUAGGAAGGGUUGGGAGGCGACUGCCAGAGCGGCAGGAUCAGGCAGGUACUAACGGGACAUUCACUCAAGAGCAAUUUCUCAAAUGCAGGCAUCAUAACUCAGAUAUUGCUGGUAGUUUUCUGGCACGUUCUCCUUCUACUUCAAAGAAGAGUGGUCAGAAUUGCAAACUUGAACUUACUCCGGAGCAGCGUCUUAGCCUUUUAGAAAGAAUUGACCUCAUUGAAAAAUUACCCCAUGCGCCGAGUGCAUUGGACUUGGAAGAAGCAAAGGAUAUAUUUGCGUUGCUUUAUGGGCCUCGAAGUGGCCCGCACCAGUUUUCGGAGUGGGUGGAUGAAAUGAAAUUGCGGGCCUUGCGGCGUCGUUGA
Molecule: messenger RNA, 1428 nt
Organism: Trypanosoma conorhini
Lineage: Eukaryota; Euglenozoa; Kinetoplastea; Trypanosomatida; Trypanosomatidae
Exons: 1
Coding region: 1-1428 (475 amino acids)
Source: RefSeq, a predicted model, not a curated record